AUGGCGGACGAGGAGUUGUAUGAGGUGGAGGCUGUGCAAGGCAUGUUUACUGACAAAUCAAAGAAGAAGGCGUACUACCUCGUGAAAUGGCUGGGCUACCCUGCCUCGGAAAACACCUGGGAGCCUGAAGAGGGCUUGGAGCUGUGCCAUGGGUUUGUGGAGGACUUCAACGAGAAGCACAACAAGCUGAUAUCCUGCGCAAACAAGCAGCCUCGCGCAGUGACGUGCCGCACAUACAUCGCUUGGCAGGGCGUGAUGGAGCCCGUGUACCACUUUGACUACGGCCCGCGCAUCCAGCCCAAAUGGGUGCCCCAGCGCUACCUCAACAAGCGAGAAGCAAAGAAGGUAUACGAAUUCGAGCACGCUCUGAAAAAGCACGCAAAGCGCCGCAACGCUCAGGCAAACAUCUCCACACCACCAGCAACCGUCAACAGCUCGACAUCAGCCACAUCAGCGAGCAGCAGCGGCAGCACCACGUCCACCACAGCCCCGACAUCGACGUCGUCAGCAAGAAGCAGCGGCAACCAGCCAAAGCGCCCAAAGCUCACAACCUCUGCCCCGCCAUCAGGGUCAAAGAAACAGAGCCGCUUCGUUGACGACAGUGACGGCAGCAGCGACGACGACGACGAUAUUCGCGCGCUCAACACCAGCAAGAAGGCAGAUGCAGCAAAGGACAAAGACUUCAAGCCUGCCAUCAUCAGCAGCAGCAGUGACGAUGAUGAUGACGUGAUUGUGAUGCCCAAGUCCUCACAGCGUGCCGUUACCGCCACGAGGAAGCCACCCAAGAAGAGCAUGGGCGGCAAGGGAAAGGGGGCGCUGCGGGACCCUCGCCUCGCGGGUACAGUCAAGGCAACGCCGAAGCGCACCCGCCCCCUCAGCUUGAGUUUGGACGGAUCCAGCGCGCCAACUACAAAAACACGAGCAUCGAGCACGGGCUCCCUGCGGUCAACAUCGAGGUCAGCGGCCGCACAGACCAGGACAAAGAAAGCCACAUCAGCCCGCAGCAAGCUCGAUUUGCUGCAGGGGAUGGACAAGCUUCGUUCCACACUGCCUGCUGCAAAGCCACGGUCUUCUCGAAACAAGAACCCACCCCUGCCGUCCGUACCACGAUCCCUCUCCGACACCACCACCACCACCACCACCACUACCUCGUUCGCUGCGGGGUGGGGCAUCUCACCGACAUCUGCUUCCUCAAUCUCAUCCCCGUCAUCGCCGCGACCAUCAAACGUGAGUAGUGGUGGCUGGGGAGCUGCAGGCGCAAACAACAGUAGCAGUAGCAGCAACAGCACGACGGCCACCACCACAAGCGGCUGGGGACUCGCAAGUACCACCAGCACGGCUAAAGCCAGCGGCAUUGACGGUGGCAAUGGUGUCAAGAGAGAAGCGGCUUCGGCAUCACUGGGCUGGGGUGCAGGAGCGCCAAGUACAAAGAAGGGCGAUAUCAACCCAUCACCUGGCACGCGGCGCCGCCGUGGCUCAUCAUCUAUGUCAACAGCAGCAGCAGCAGCAGCAGCAGCAGCAGCAGCAGCAGCAGCAGCAGCAGCAGCAACAGAUAGUCCACUGAGCAGGUGCACUGGGCGGAAGCAGCAGCGGCACCGCCGGCGCUCUCCCUCCUCGUCGCCGUCGCCCGAGCCACGCGGCCCGCAUGUGUCCUCCACACCCACCACCAUCACAACCCUUGCUGCCGAGGGCGCUGCGGACCUGGAAAGCCGGGAGCCGCAAGUGGAAACGCGGCUUGACCACCUAUUCAAGGGCACACCCCAGCACAUGGAGGCGGUGAAGCUGCUGCAGGAGUACCUUGACCGCGCCGGCCCCUCCGUCAGCAUUGUGUCUGCGGCAAGGAUUGACAACCCGGUGUUUGAGGCAGAGUGGAACCUCAAGCUGGAGGACCUGGAAGCCACCGCUCGAAGGCGGGCAAAGUCUGCAGCCGUGCAGGCAGGGGCGAAGAAGGUGAAACGCAAGGCAUACUUCAUGCUGUGCGACACGAUUACGGCUGCCGUUGAUCUCUGUGCAAACGGGCUCACGCGUGAGCAGCAGCGCGACCCGACCAGCCCGCUCGACAACAACGGCGUGUACGCGUGGCCGUGCCCAAACUUCACGGAGCACCCGCUCCCCGCUGGGAAGGAAACGUUCAUUUUGCUGUUUGAGACGGCUUAUUACGACAGCUCGGUGAUGCUGGUCACGGACGAGACGCGGUAUGAGCCCGAGAGCGCGGACGUCCACCACUGUCGCUUCCUCUCCAGCGCGCCCAAGCCGCACCCGGCCUUCUGCUACUCCCUCUUCUUUGAUUUUGAUGACGACGGGUUUCGGCAGCGCCCGCGCCAGCUCAAGCCCACGUUCCUGUACCACGUCGUCACCGGGGAGGUGGACCAGCCAACCCUGCGCGCGAGCAUGGCCAUGGUGGACCUGGAGCUGCGCGAGUACCACACGCGCUUGCGCAGCACCGGCCCAGCUUUGGCAUCCGGCCCGCCCGCGCUGUCCACGGUGCCGGACCAGGCACUUGAGCCGGACCCCUUUGACAUGUGGGCAGCGGCGGAUGUCGGGUUGCCACCGCCCGCACCAUCACCGCCCGCACCACCAGCACUUCCGCCAACCAUGGUGUAUGUCGACAUGACAGCCGUGGCAUCUGGCGCGCACAAGCAGAAGCAUUACCACGUGGACGUGGACACAGACAACCUGAUGCGCCAUGUGCUUGCAGGGGUGGAUCCCGGCGAACGCAUUGCCAGCCUUGCUCCGUCCUUUGACAACGACAUCCGCGAGCGCUUGGAGGACCGCCACCACUUUGAGCUCCUGGAUACGUUUCGAAACCGCUACAAUCGCAUCGGCUACAAGGGCAUUCGCCCAGACGCGCGCAUUCGCCGCUGGCUGGAGCAGCUCAAGUCUAACUCCACCGAGCUUGUGCUUGUUGUCAACCCCGGCGGCGGUUCAGACAGCCUGUUCUUUGUCCCCGUUGCCACGGACGCCCUGGAGAAAGGCAUUCGCGUGCACAUGUGGUGCUGGCGAACUGACUUCACGGCAGAGCUCGGUGGACUCAAGGACCGCUUUGAGGAGUUGUUUCGUGUGACGGAGCUCCAAACGCAGAUGGUGGUGUCGCCCCCCUUGGGCACCGGCCGCGCCGAGCCUCCCAGCAGCAGCAGCCCAAAGGCCCCUGAUAUCCCGUGGGGCACGCCGCCUUCACCCCCGCCUGCAACCUCCUUUGACGCCGCUUCAGCAGCAAUGACCCCACGCACACCCGUCGCCCAGUCCUCGCCCAGUAUCCCUAGCAGCACGGGCACCAACACCGGCAGCAGCGGUGAUUGGAAAGGGAAAGCCACCCCCACAGGCACCACAAGCUCCAGCCACGGACGCCAGCCGAGCGGUAGCGACAAAGCAGACAUGGGCCGGGACCGAGGCUGGGAACGAAGCGCGAAUCGCGACCGUGACCGCGACCGUGACCGCGACCGUGACCGCGACCGACGGGGCUCGCGAUCGUCUGUGAGCGACGGUGCAAGGCGCGACAGGGAGAGGGAUCGUGGCCGAGGAGGAGAGCGCGAUCGACCCCGGCGCGACAGCGAGCGGAGCCGGAGCCAAGGCAGAGGAGACCGUGAUCGCCGCGACGUUGGAAGUGGCCGUGACAAGCGUGGAAGUGUGGGCGGGCGAGGGUUUGGCCGUGACCGUGACCGUGACCGCGACCGCAGUCGGGAUAGAGGUCGAGGCCGUGGUGGGCGUGGUGGUGAUCGUGGUGGGCGUGGUGGUGGGCGUGAUGGUCGUCGGUUCUCUGACCGCCACAAGCCGUCAGACGUUGGGAACUCCUGGGGUUCAGCACCGAUUCGUUCCAGCCCUUCAACAUCAACCGCCUCUUUGGCAUCAGCAUCUGCGUCCUCCCUGUGGGGUUCUCCUUCGCCAAACACAGGAGCAGGAGCAGGAGCAGGAAAAGGCACGACCGCGCCCUCGUCCGCCAGCGCGGCCAUGUCUGCGUGGGGGAGCCCUACGGCACCAGCGUCCACUGCAAACGCGGCUGUCUCAGGGUGGGGCACACCCAAGGGUGCUGAUAGCCAGGGCUCUGACGUUAGCGUGAGCUCCCCAGCUGUGGCAGCAGGCAAGGCCGGGUUUGUGUGGGGCGCUGCGUCGCCCCAGGCCAGCAAGCCCGUGAAUGCAUGGGCAGCGCCUUCAAACGCCCGACAGCCGGAACAGCCGUCUACGGGUUGGGGUGUGGGCGCAACACAGCCCGCACCAGUCGUCGCGGCCAAGCAGCCAGCGCAUGCCGUUGCGGCAUCUGCGUGGGGCGGGAAAGUGUCGUCCCCAGCAGCGCCGUCCAAAUCACAACAACCUGCGGCGGCGCCAUCAUCAGCCUCGUCGACACAAGGCAGUGCUCCCGGCAUGUGGGGUGGGCAAACCGCACAAGCCAAGCCGCAGGAGAAGGCGGGCGGCGUUGCCACGACUGCUGCACCAGCGCAUGCCUGGGGCAGCACAGCAGCAACAGCAGCAACAGCAGCAACAGCAGCAACAGCACCAGGUCCUGUGCCACAGGCACCGUCACAGCAGCAAGACGGCGGGAAACAGCAGGCAUCACGACCCAGCCAGCAACCUGCACAUCCGCCGGCAACGAGCGGAGCAACCGGCAUGUGGGGAGUGAAGGCGCCAGUGCCAGACUCAUCAACAGCAGCAGCACCAGCGACAGCACCAGCAGUGACAGCAGCAACAACAGUCACAACCACAACAGUACCAGCAACAACACCACCAGCGACAGCAGCAACAACACCAGUCACAACCACAGCGGCUCCAGUAACAGCGGCAGACCCAGCCCAGGCGUCACACCAGCAGCAGCCAGUGGUUCGUGGACGUGGGCGUGGGCGUGCGGUUGGCCAAGCCUCAUUGACGGCAGCGGCCACACUCACAGCAGGAAAUGCUGCAUCGGUGCCCCUGCAAGCAGCUGCCAAGCCUGUGAGUGUCGAUGGCGGCAGGAGCGGCUUGGAAACCCAGCAGCGUGAGCCACAGGCAUCGAGCGCGUGGGGGGCGCCAGCACCGCCGGGGACGGUCAGCCGUCCAGAACAAGCAAGCGCCUCGGCGCUGUCCUCAUCAGCAGGAACACUAGGUGUUGGUGGCCAUGGUGUCUCGGCAUCUAACACAACAGCAGCAACAAGCGCAUGGGGCGUGCCGGCACCCAAGGCAGCAACCCAGGCUGCAGAAACCACACCCUCAUCCGCCACACCGCCAUCAGCGUGGGGCGCAGUCGCACCCCGAGCAGUCACAGCGACGGCAACGGGCGGAGCGUGGGGGUGGGCGUCGGCGGCGCCUUCAAACGAUAAAAAGCGAGAGCAGCGGCCCCAGGAACCCAACCAGCCGCAAGCGACUGGUGGCAAUGGCUGGGGAAUGGCACCGAGGUCAGAAGCGGCACACCCCCCUCCUGUUCCGCCGCUGCCAAGCGAUGAUACCAUCCGCCAUGCGCUGAACAACAACAGCCACAACAACGGCAACGGCAGCAGCAGCAGCAGCAGCAGCAGCAGCAGCAGUGCGUGUGCUGACGGUAAGGGUGGCACUUCUGCGCCGGUGAGCGCUUGGGGUAAAGCACCUGUUGCCGCUCCACAGGCAAACAAGGAAGAGGAGAAGAAGCCAAACAGCACAGACACGGGCAACUCAGCUACAGCUGAGGCGCAAGCCACCACGAGCGGAGAGAGCCAGCCAGCCACCAAGGCAUCAGAGACUGCAACCAGCUCUGAUGGGAAGGGGGCUGUUCUUGGGAUGUUUGCAGAGCAAACCACCGGUGGCGCGCUGGAUGAGGAGUCCCCAGCCGUGGUUGUGUGGGAGGGUGAACUUGGUCAGGCGGCCCCAGCGCGCAGCCUCGUUCGCGGCUUUCAGGUGCAAUCGCCGCUGUCUGAGGACGGCCAUCUCCCGACCCUGCCGGACUUGCGAGCAGCGCUUGGGUCCCUGGUUCAGAUCACGGGCCAGAGCUGGCGACCAAAUGCAGAAGUGCGGGUGCCGCUGGAAGACAAAGGGAAGUGGCAGCACGCGUUCUGCCCGGCGAAUGUUCUGCGGGCCAUUCCUCAGUUCAAGUCGCUUGAGAAGCGCGUGAAGGACAAGAAGGGGAGUCAGUGUCUUGAGCUGUUUCCCAGCAAGAGCACAGGCGCCGAUGUUGGACUGCGCAUGUUCCUGUUACACUCUGAAAGCCCGCUUGCUGUGCCUUCCGAGGAGCAGCACCGCUUUGUUGUCCUAUUUCUGUGGCCUGUGUCGGUAUGA
Salpingoeca rosetta is the source of this 6216-nucleotide messenger RNA. RefSeq lists its product as uncharacterized. Bases 1 to 6216 code for a protein of 2071 amino acids. NCBI's taxonomy places the organism in Eukaryota, Choanoflagellata, Craspedida, Salpingoecidae. The record is from RefSeq and is a predicted model, not a curated record. The transcript is spliced from 3 exons.